This is a messenger RNA of Schistosoma turkestanicum, 7174 nucleotides long. NCBI's taxonomy places the organism in Eukaryota, Metazoa, Platyhelminthes, Trematoda, Strigeidida, Schistosomatidae. The record is from the annotation of a GenBank genome assembly.
AUGAACUCUUCAGAAGGUUUGAUUCAGCAUGCCAGGGGAAAUUUUAAAGAAAGCUUUCUGUCCUCGGAAAUGAGUGAAAAAAUUAGUUUGGUGCGUCAAUGGAUCAUUGGGACAGGAACAAAAUUGUUAGAUUCUCAAACAUCUAAACCAUACAACUUUGAGGAAGCCUCUCAGAUACGUAAAUCGCACGAACAGUUUGAGUUUAAGUGCAUGAAAGCUUUAGAGGUUUUCGCUGAACUUUGUGAUUACAGGAAGCAGAGCAGCAUCAAUCUUGAGCUUAGCGAACUAGACUAUAUGGUUCAGAGUUUCGUUGAAAAGUUGAACAAGAGAACAUUUUUCGUUGUGUCGUGCUACACUUAUUUCAGACUAGUUGAAGAACUUUGGAGUAUUCUGGAAGAGCUGCAAAAGAGGGAGAAAGAGGUCGAUACCUACGACGGGGCGUCUAUCAAGAAUGCGAUAUCUGAUCUAGAGCAUGGCGUCGAAAAGUGUGAAGUGAGACUAAAUGGACUUGCCCACGAACUGGAGAGACUUAGGAUAAUCUUAAAGCCUGCUGAUCCAGAUUAUCUGGGGCAACUGGAGGAUGGGUUUAGGGAUGCAUGUCGAGCUGCCACUGAAGCAACACAAUCCCUUAAAAUACGCAAACUUGUCCUUAAGAAGCACUCCAAGUUACUUGAAUGUGAAGAAAAUGUUUACGAGUCUAUCGGUUGGAUAGAAGAGCUUUAUGAAAAUAUUGAAGUAAUGUACGAAGAAAAUUGUGUUGGAAAAAACCAACUAGAAUCAGAAGAUCUUUUGAAAAAACACAAUGAUAUAGAAAAUCAAGCAAAAACAACCUAUACAUAUUGUGUACAAUUAUUAGAAACAUACGGUAAAUUAUGUGAAGCAGAUAGUAGACGUUUACCUCGGAAUAUAGGAUUGAGUAAAACAAGACUAUUUCGUAUAUGGCCAAAGUUAACUGACAGAUUAUUGGAAUUACAAGCACGAACAGAAGCUGCAAAAAAAAUCUAUAUAACAACGGAUAUGCUUUUAACUCGUGUUCAAGAGUAUCUUCUAGAAUUAAGUCGAAGUCCACCGAUAUUUGAUCGUAAAUGUGGUUCACCAUCAACUCAAGGAAGUUUACCUGUUCCGAAUGAUCAAAAACGUAUGCAAUUAGAUAAAUUAUUACAAGAUUUCUCAUGUAUCAAAUCAAGCGGUUUACAGCUUAUUGAUAAAUUACCUAAAGGAUUAUUAUAUGAAGAUAUAUUAGCCAAUGGACAGAUAGCAGAUGAAGUAAUUCGUGUAAUACGCCUUAAACUUUAUACAUUAUGGUUAAAAGUAAGAGAAUAUGAAUAUGCUUUAUUGGGUCGAAACUCAUUGGAUAAUACAACUGCUAGUGAACUUGCUCCUGAUUGGCGUUCUCCAAGAAUAUUAUCUCAUUCAUCGAACUCAACAAUGCGACGAGUUGGAUCCCUUUUUGACGGUGAUUCUAGUCCAAUUACUGUGGUUUCACCACAAAUACCUGCAUAUGAGAGAAACACUCGACCAUCGAAUCCUUUAGGCAAUGAAUUUUGUAAUCAUAAUGGCUCAGAAGAAUCAGAUGAUAGAGGACAAUGUGAAUCUAUUAAUGGUCGAACUCAGUCAAUUCCUCAGUUAAGACGAAGUUAUUUAGAUAAAAUAAGCAGUGACAUAAGUUUUGCUACGAAAUUACCUUCAUCAAAUAAACCUUCGAAGCAAGAGACUUCACCGUUCAUUCCAUUUUCUAUCAAUAAUCACAAGGAAAGGACAAGCUAUAAUGAAGAUUUGAAAUCGAAAGAAAAUCCUGAUGAUAGUGAGAUCUAUUCUAAUCACACCUUGGAUAGUUUGUUUUAUGCGUUUAAACGUCAGUUGUCAGAUUUAACCAGAAGUAAUCAAACACGCAAUCCUGGAGAGACGGUAACAGAUGUAGAAUUAUUCAUCUCGGAACAUGACAAGUCUAAAAAUGAAGCGAAUAAAAAAUUCGAUGAAUUCAAACGUCAAUUGAAUUCUCUAUGUAAUGAAGAUAAUUCUAAUGUUAAAGCAUCAAAGCAUAAUAUUCUUCUUGAUGCUAAACAACUUCUUGAUAAUUGGAUUACUGAUUGGGCUGUACAUCGUGAAAAUCUUAAUUAUCGUUUGGCAUUUUUAAAUCGUUUAGAAGAUUUACAAACAGAUCUUGGUGAAUGUAUUUCUCGUCUAGAUCAAUUAAUCAAAGCUACUUGUUUAUCUGUUAAUACAGCUGCUGAAACAUAUAAGAAUCAACAAAAUCUUAAUAAAUUAGGUGCGACAGUUUUAUCAGAAGGUGAAAUUUAUCAAAUCAAUACUAUUAAUGAAGAAGUUAAAGGAAUGUUACAAACAAUUCCGGCACAAGAACAGUUUAUUCAAUCAUUGAUAAAUGAAGUUGAACAAUCUGAAAAGUUUCAAUUUCCUAAUCAUGUCAUACAAAUCAAAUCUAUUUGGAAAAAAUACACGGAAAAUUUAAAUAUAUUUAAAUCUUUUAUACAAAAUUUAACGAAGGCUUAUAACAUUAUUCCAGAGUUGAAUGACUACAAAUCAAGUUAUUUAGAUUUUAUAUCUGAUCCCAGUAAAUAUGUGUCUUCAACGAAUCAGAUUGAUAGUCAUAAAUUGCAACAAGCUAUUUUCGAUAUCAUAAAACCUGAUUGCUUAUCUCCUAAUGCUGAAAACGUCAGUAGAAUAUCUUCAAUCGAUCCACAAGUUUCAUGGUUAAUACAAUAUUUAACUUCUCAAUUGGAUUUAAUCAAAGAAUCACAAGAAGAAUUAGAAAUGGUCAUGUUAAAUAUACGAGUUGGUGGAAGUACAUCACCUGUGGAUUUGUCUGAAUUAGCUUCGAAAUCCCGUAAUAAUAAACCUAAUAAUACUAAUACUAAUAAUAAUAAUCAUCAUCAUCAUCAAAAAUAUUAUAAUGUGAAAAAAUCUCCAACACAACAUUCAUCAUCACCAGUGUUUUCAGAUGAGAAUUCAUCUGUUGCUUUUGCUAAUGAUAUACAUGAACCAUUGAAAUCAACACCAUCAACAUAUCAUUCAUUUCCAAAUAAUAUAAAUUCAAAUAAAUCUACAAUUCAAAUGAAUAGUAAUACAAAUUCUAAUGAAAUUAAUUCUGCACCACCUAUAUUAUGUUCAUCAUGGCGAAUUAUUAAACCAUUGAAUAAUAUUCAAUGUAAACUUGGUGAUACAAUUAAAUUACAAUGUUAUUUUAAUGGACCAUCAGCUAGAGAUACAUUCAGUGUUUCAUGGUAUUAUAGACCAUUUAAAUUAAUCAAAGGACAAUUAAGUUAUGGUUUAAAAGAAAGAAUUAAUUUAAUUUAUUCUAAUAAUGAUGAUAUAAUUGAAAAUAUUACAAUGGAUUUAGCUGAAUUGAUUAUUAAAAAAGUGACAACUUUCAAAGCUGGACUAUAUACUAUUCGUAUUAAAAAUGAAGAAACCGGUAAAGCAAUGAAAAGUAAUGCUUCUUUAACUGUAAUCCCCAAUAUCCUGGAAAGUAAACCUGAUUUGGACGUUGAAAUUCUAGAUUCAUCUACAGGACUCUUGAAACCAAUUAAGAUUAUAGUCAAUUAUGAAGGGUUAUGUAUCAUUCCUGAUGUAAAAUGGACAUUUAAUGGUUCACCUAUUAAUCAGUCUAUCUGGCGAAUUGAUACAGAUAUUGAUAAAAGUAUUCUGUAUUCUGCCAAUGCACAUGUUUCCGACAAAGGAAUUUAUGAAUGUGAAAUAAGGGAUCAUGUAACGAAUACAAUACUUAAAACGAGAAGAUCAAUACAGACCCAAUUUUCCGAGCCAGUUGCAGAACAACCGCUUGUGUUCGGCAGUAAUCAAACAGUCGGUAUGGUAUUUGUUGGUGAUCCAAUCGUUAUACGUUGCCCAUUACCAUCUGUAAUAAAAACAGGAUCAAUAAUACACGUUGAUUGGUUACAUAAUCAACAUACAAUUUACUCGAUGAAAACAACAGUUACGAAACAACUUGCCAAUAAAGUUAUCUCUAGCAAAUUAGCUAAUUUCGAAGGAAAUCAAUUUAAACGUAAUGAUACAAUAUGGCGGACUUAUAUAAUGGAUAAUCAUUGUGUUCUUACGACAGAUCAUGUUCAAAAUACAGAUGAAGGUAUUUACAAGUGUCGCAUAAAAUAUGACACUGGUAUCUAUGAAUCUUCAGGAUCCUUAUCUUUAGUGAAAGAUGUAUAUUUCGUAAGAGAGCUGCCUACAUUAUUAAACGUCUCCAAGGGUGAUUGUACCGAAUUGACAUGUUGCUUAGAAAUUCUACCAUUAACAGACAACAAGAAUAUCGAUUCCGUUAUCAGCAAUACGAGUUCAUUUAGUCGAACUGUUUCACCACAGUCAUCAAUGCCGCCUUUAUCUCUGUCACCAUUACUUAAAACGAAUCAAUGGGAACAGUUGUCGUUACAAAUUAAUUGGUUUUUAAACAACGAAUUAUUGGAUAUUGAGAAAGCUAAGAAACUUAACAUUAAUACAAAUUUUGUCAAUGGAUUAGCUACUUUAUCAAUUGAAAAUCUAUCUCCAGCACAUGAAGGCGAUUAUUGCUGUAAGGUGGAAAGUCCAAAAGGCAUCAUUCAAACACAAGGGAAGAUUAUACUUAGAAGAGAGCCUACACCUUCCAAAUUUACAAAUGAUGGGCCUAAAAUCAUUGGAGAAAUUCUGAAAUCUUCAAGUCCGAUCACAACUAAUCAAUGUCUAACACUUACAGUAAAUUAUACAUCCAACUCAAUUCCAGAAAUUGUGUGGUUUAAAAAUGAACAGAAACUCGAUAUUAACAGCAGCCGCGUUAGAAUGGAUAUGCAAAAUGAUCAAUGCAUUCUGACCAUUUUCGAUGCAAAACCUGAAGAUACUGGUUAUUAUACUGUGAAAUUAAGUGAUUCUUCUGGUAUUGUCCAAGAGACAAUAUUUGUUGAAGUAAAACAGAACAGUAUGAACGAGAUCGUUAGCAUGAAAGAAGAUGCUAUAAUCUCUAAUGGUCCCAUUCCUUAUAAACCUGUAUCAGUAGAAUAUAAUAAAAAUUUAGUUGGACAAAAAUCUAUUACUCAAACAUCUGGAAGUUAUUUGAAAGCAAAAUCUAUUAUAUAUGGUCCAUUAGACACAAAAGUGAAUAUUGGUGAUACUGUACGCCUAUUUUGUGUUAUACGACAAAUGCCAGAACCAUAUUUUGUUCAUUGGACACAUAAUGGACAAAUAUUGAAAAAUUCAGCACCAACAAAUCAAACUACCAGUGUACAAACAUGGGCAAAUUAUCCUAAGAAUGGAUUUUAUAUAUUAGAAUUGAAAUCUGUUGGUUUACAAGAUAAAGGAUUUUAUGGAGUGACUGUAUCAAGAGUAUUGGAUAUUUCAGGCAAAAUAGUAAAUGAAACAAUUGAAGAAGCGGUUUGUUGGGUUGAUAUUGAAGGUCAGAAAUCAUUGGAAAAGAAAACUGCUCCAGCAUUCAUAGAUGAUGAUGAAUUUUCCCCGAUGAUGGAAGUGAUAGCAGGUCAAGUAGUUCAGUUAAAAUGUAAAGUAGUUGGUAAUCCAUUGCCUUCAUACUUUUGGUUAAAAGAUGGUGAUAUGAUGUCAUCAACCAAAUUGAAUUUUCAAAUAUCUCAAUCAAAUGGUACGUACAAGCUAACUCUACCAGAUGUGAAUAAACAACAUUCUGGUAUAUGGGAUUUAGUUAGUUAUAACUCACAAGGUUUAAUUAUCAAAUCAUGUCAUUUGUUUAUCAGUGAUUUAUCAAAUGGUUAUCUGAAUUCUAACAAUAAUGCAACCAAAACCAAUGAAACAAUAAUUAAUAUAAAAUCUUCAUCUAACCAAUUCCAAGUCAAUAAUCAGUCAAUUAAUAAAGAAGAAAUUAUUGCUGAACAAAAUACUAAUAAAUAUUUUGAAAAUCAAUCGAAUUUGUCAGAAAAUAAAGUUAUUUCUGUACAAAAUUCAAAAUUAGAACCGCCUGAAUUUGAUAUUACGUUUACUGAUAAAGUUGCGCGUACAGGAGAGACAGUCUGCUUAAAAUGUUCAUUGAAAGGAUACCCAAAACCUGUGGUUCAAUGGCGUUUUAACGGAAAAGUACUUAAUUUACCGACUGAAAGAAUGUUCAUGAUUGAAAAUGAAAAUGAAUACACACUAUUCAUCUAUAAUACAUGUGAAAAUGAUACUGGACGAUAUGAAAUUACAGCCGAUAAUGUUAUAGGAAAAGCAACUUGUUCAGCUCUUUUGAUUAUAAACAGUAUAGUGAAAUCUCGGCAUAUUAGCCCAGCUAGUGAACCAGAAUAUACCACAACACAAACAGAGAAAUCAAAAAUCCAUCGUAACAAAUCUUUGGAAUAUUGUAAUUCAGUAACACAAACACCUGAUAAAAAACGAUCUUCUCUUAUUCGUUCAGUCAGUGCUCCACUAGACUUGGAGUGUAAUGGUUGCUGUAGCAAAGUAUCUUUAAGAUGUCAUGCUUGUUAUGCACCUUUAAUUCAAGAAUAUGAAGAUGCUCAAGUGAAAUAUUCGAAGCCGAAAUCGGAAUAUUUAACAUCUAACUAUAGUGGAACUUAUUCACGAUCAAAACCGUGGACUGUUAGACGGCAUAAAUGUUCCAGUGGUAUAUCACGACGAUUGACUGGAUCUGGUUUACAAACUAGACUAUCACGACAUCGAAGUGAAGGUUCCCUAUUGCAUCAAUGUCCCUAUUGCGACACUCUGAUGUUGCCAGUAAAUCCACCGAAUUUAGGAAAAUCAAAAAAUAAUAAAACUGGACGAAUUUUAAGUUUUCCUGGUGAAUAUGAUCAACCAAUCGAAUCAAAUUUAUCACAAGUCGAAGGAGAAGAUAUUUAUUAUUAUCAACCAAAUUAUAAACAAAUUAUUGUUUCACAUAAAACUACACGUACAAAACAUAUGAAUAUCACGAAAACAUCUGAAUCCCAUUUGCCUAUAUCAACUUUACGUGAAAGUAGAUCAUUACCCCCAUCCGAUGUACUUCAUAAGUCCACUAGUAAACUUCGUGAAAUACCAAUCACCAUUCAACGUGAUCAAUCCUAUAAUCAAAUGAACAAAUCACAUUAUCAAACAGUUCCAUGUAAAACCAAUCCAACCGCAAAGAAUAAUUCUCAAUCAGAAGGAACAGUUAGUAUUGUAGAAAGUUCAGAUAAUGAUUCGGCAGUUUUCUAAGGAUUGGAUCAAUUAGAGACAUUGUUUCAAGUAUCAAUUC